GUUAAAGUUGCACGAAAGCUUUCCAGAAUUUUCAGCACCGUAUGCCCCGCUUACUUUUAGCUGUGAUUGACCGUCAUCGGACGUCAAAAAUGGAUCCUGCUGACCUUCAAAAGCUGCAGCACUUUGACAGCGUGCUGCAGGGCCUGCAAAGUGGUCAGUGCAGUGUGCAGGAUGCAGAAGCGACUUUGGCCGACUUCCAAGCGCUCUUGGAAGAAGUUCGCCAUGCUCCAAGAGCUCACUGGGAAGACUUCCAAAAGCGCCUGGAGACUCAUCGACAAGCGCUGGAAGGGUGCCGAAGUAGUGGCCUACGAGAGGAUCUCCUGGGUGGAGCCCGGAAACGUGGCAAGGAGCUGAAGAUGAAGACACAAGAGGAAGCCGAACACAACGAGGUGUUGGAAUUGAAGAACGCUCGAGAUCAGAUGCGCAACCAGCUGGAUCGUAUGCAUUACGUCAAUGAAAACCUUCAGGAUUCUAGCCGCACAAUUGGGAAGACGAAGGAUGCCAUGCAGGAAUACGAUAGCAAACUGGCGAGCGCAGCCAAGGCACUAGGCCAAUUGAAAAGAAAGACCGAAGAGGAUUCCAGAUACAUUUGGUGGUCUUUCUACUUCUUCAUAGGGGUGGUUGCCUACAUUGUCUUGCGACGGCUUAAAGUCUUCAAGAUGAUCUACUAUGGUAUCUCCUUUGGGAUGUGGUCGACCGGCAGCGUGCUCGAAGCUGUGCAGUCCACCUCCAACGCUCUGUUUGGCGAGCCUCAGCCCGCUGAAACAGAGCGGUGAGAGCAAAAGAAAGCC
Messenger RNA from Durusdinium trenchii, 791 nucleotides. Lineage: Eukaryota; Dinophyceae; Suessiales; Symbiodiniaceae. The record is from the annotation of a GenBank genome assembly.